AGAUCAUUUUAAAACAAUAACAUGCAAAGCAAUUAGUUUGGAUUGUAGACACAGUUUUUAAUGCAGAUUCAUAUCCUGCAGCAACUGAUCCUGACUCUUUCAUUUGCCACGUAGUUAUAGAUCAACUGCAUCAAAAAUGACACACAGCAGGAUUCUUAUCUGAUGCAGAAAGACACAAACUACUCUAGCUUAAACCUCUGCUUCACAAUAAACCUGGAAAUCAAUUGCGAUUUUGUGAGAUAGAUUUUGUGUGACAUUUACAGUAUGAUAGUUUGAAAAGCUUUACUGCUGCAGUAAAAUGUUGAGGCUGGAUUUCUAGCCCAGCCAAGAUAUUUCUGUCUCAAAUAUUCUUGUUACACGGUAAAAGUUCUGCAGUUAAAAACAUUAAAGUUAUGAUGCUCAAAAUGAAAAGUUGACAAAGUGGAUCCUUUGGCAGUAACACGCUGUAUUCAGCAGCUUUGCUGUGAAACAGCAUGAAAAUAAAACAUUCUGAAAGUUAAGGGUUAGACUUGAUGCCAGACGUUGGUCCUAUGGAUCCAGCAGAGCACAGUGACUCAGUGACUGACCUGUUCCUGCUGAAACGCCGGGCUCGAUGGGGAUGAAAUCUGCCUUACCACCAGCCGCCUGGUCUCCGGAUUAUGUUUGGCAUGGAGUGCACAAAUCACCUGCCGCCUUGUGUUCCCAUCAGCUCUCAAGCUUCUGCAGGGCUCAUAUCAGGAGAAUGUUCCAUGGUUCUUGCCAGACCAGCAGGGGCCUUCUUUUCCACUCUGCUUUGGAUUCUUCUUUUUUUUCUUCCUUGCUCGGUGUCUCUCUGGUUCCAGUCUAACCCCAUCUGGUUCAAAAAGCAUUUAUUUUCUCUGUUUUAAAAAACAAAUAAAAGCCCCACUCCAACCAUCUGGUUUAAAACAACCCUAAUUACUGUUAUAAUUGCUUUAUUAACAAUACGUUUUAAGGUAAUUAAACCGCCAGUGAUCAUAAAAUGCUAUUAUUGAAGCAAACUGGUCGAAACAAAAGCGUGGAGAAGGAAAUAAUUCAUAGUAUACUGAUAAACAUCAGGAUUUUUUUGUCUCCAUCAGAUGAAAUCAGGAUGAACCCAGAGGAUCGCACACACACUCAUCCGGGAGUCAGGAUUGGUCAAACCCUUCACACCGUUUCUCAACUCGUGCUCCUAUUGGCUGUUGAAAAGAAGGAGACCGUGACGUCAGUGGGAAGCGCCGAACUCCAGUUUCCAAAGUUGAGAGUGAUGCUAAGGUUAGCCGAUGGACGGCAGUGAGUCUCUGUCCUCAUUAACGGCGCACAGAUGGAUGACAUCAAUGUUUUACACCACAGAUGCCUUCUCAAUUUGAGGCGUAGAAUUCGAGACAUAGGAGAUGGUCACCCAGCACAGGAUCGAUGCAUGAGGUUGCAGAAGGAUGGGGACACACUUAGUUACCAAGGGAACUCCGAGGAAGUGGGUUGCUAUGUGGCUGGCCAUCCUUUAUCAAAGGGAAAUUGCUACUUUGAGGUAACAAUAGUGGACACAGGAGUGAGGGGAACCAUCGCGGUGGGCCUGGUGCCUAAAUUCUACAGGCUGGACCACCAGCCUGGCUGGCUGCCAUACUCUGUAGCUUACCAUGCUGACAACGGCAAGUUGUAUAAUGGUAACCCUGUUGGAAAGCAGUUUGGGCCAAAAUGUGCUCGUGGUGACCGCAUUGGCUGCGGCAUACACUCGGAAAACACAGAAGCUGGUCUUACUACUGUCUUCUUCACCAAAAAUGGCAGAGAGGUAGGUUCAAUAGAGGUUCCUGUGUCGUCUGAGGGCCUUUACCCGGCUGUAGGUAUGCACUCCAUGGGGGAGGAGGUGAAGGUUGACCUGCGGGCGGAGUGGCUCUUAGAGGAGGAUGAUACCAUGAUGAUGGUUGACAGCCAUGAAGAUGACUGGGGACGACUCCAUGACGUCAGAGUCAGCGGCAUGCUCCUGGAAUAUGUUGGCAAAGGAAAGAGCAUCAUGGACGUUGGUUUGGCUCAGGCCAGCCAGCCGCUCACCACCCGCUGCCACUACUAUGAAGUGGAGAUAGUUGAUGCUGGGGAGAAGUGCUACAUCGCCUUGGGCUUGGCAAGAAGGGAUUAUCCCAAGAACAGACACCCUGGGUGGAGCCGGGGGUCCGUCGCCUAUCAUGCAGAUGAUGGGAAGAUCUUCUACGGCAUCGGAGUUGGAGACGCUUUUGGGCCCCGCUGCUUCAAAGGGGACAUCAUGGGAUGCGGCAUCAUGUUCCCACGUGAUUACAGCCUGGACGGAGACGGUUCAGUUGACGUGGAAGACUUGGGUCAGCUGGAGGGCCUACCCAGUCAAGAUGGCGUCCAGAACGUUCUGUAUCUUAAUGGUGAAGACGAGGAAGAGGAAGAGGAGGAAGGGGACGAAGUCGUUCAGGAACAGCAGGGAAGGAAGGUGACGGUGUUUUUCACCAGGAACGGGAAGCUGAUGGGUCGACGGGAGAUGGCGGUCCCCCCUGGGGGUCUGUACCCCACCGUGGGGAUGCUGAGCAGCGGUGAGAAAGUCAAGGUGGACCUGCAUCCUCUCAGCGGAUGAACCGAGAGGUCGUAGGCCAGAGCACGCACCAUCCAGCUGCACACACGCACGUCUUCCUCUGCACUGCACCGGAUUUUAUUUAUGAAACUAGUCAUCGCAGUAAGAACAGACUACAAGCUCUGGCAGCAACAGUUACUUCUAUGCAAUCUGCUCUGCUACCAUCCUCCUUCUGCAUGCACUUUGUCUCCGAAACACUGAGCUGGUAAAUGCCCUCAUCUCGCUGAAUUUCCAUUUGUCACGACCCCGAGCAAAGCGGAGAGAGGCCAACGUCAGUUUGUUUCAGGGAACAGGACUCCCUCCCUCUGGGCGAUCAGGGACCUCACAUGCUGCUCUCCCAGAGCCAGACGUGGAGCUCCUCUGUUUCCUCAAAGCUGCGGAGUCCUCCUUAAAUCAGUUUUGCGAAACAAUCCAAGCGUUCGGCAUGUCUGCUGAGAAGCGCCGUGUCGGAUAUUUUUUCCAAGAGCUCAAUUUGCAGCCAAAAUCCAAAUAAAAACGGGUCAGCAAACAUUUUAUACAUGCCAUCUUUGAAAAACAGAUAUUUAAGUUUAUCUCAUUCAGGGAAUAUUUGUGUGUUUUAGCACUUUAAUAAGAUAAACUUUGGCUUUAUAUUCUGGAUCCAAACUGUGAGUAUAGGUAGAAAUUUUAAGAACCAGUCCAAUAUUGACUGGUCAAUUUAUGCAAUCCACAAAAAAAAAUGUAAAUAAAUGACUUAAUGUUUGGAAGAAAUAUUUAAAUCUGCUCAGUUUUAUCGCCACCUCAAGUCCUGAGAAUUGUUAUCCACCAACCUGUAGAUGACCAUUCAACUCUGCAGGGGCCUGAUAACACAUUCAUGUACUUUAGGUGUUUUGGAGAAGGAAUGCAUCUAAAAGUUGCAGGAUCGUAACUCUCAGGACUGGAUUAAAACACCCAGCUUAAUGUGAAAAAGAUGCUGCAUAUUUUCAUGCAGAUGUUUGUUGUUGCAUGCUCAUUGGUCCCCUGCAUUUCACUGAAGGGUGGCAAGAACGAUUCUGCAUCACAAAGUUCAGGCUGAUAUUUCUCUUUAAAUGUUGCCAGAUUUCUACAUUGAGCUGCAGAGUUGAGUCUGUUUUGUUUCUCAAAUGAAUAGAGUUUGACGAAACAAGACGGGUCGGCGAUAUUAAAGUUUAUUAAUUAACAAACAAGAGUCUCAGUAGAAAACUCCUGGUAACUCCUCAUGCUGAUCACAAGAUUGGUCGCACUCUGAUGCCCAAAACUAUUAAUAUCCUGGCAGAUUUAGGUACAAAACUAUUUUGAAGUGGCACAGGCAUCUCUCAAAAAAUAAUAGGACAAUGUAUAAAUGUGUCAUAAAUAUAUAUAUAUUUAUAUUUUAAAGCUUCAAUAUGUAACUUGUUGAAACUGUUACUAUGUUGUAACAGCAUCACAUGAGACAGAUAAUCUGUAAGAAAUUGAUCUCAUUUGUCUUGUUAACUAGAAACAACCAAUCUGAGCCAGGAGGCGGGUCUUAGCGCUGUCAAUCAUCCUCCAUGUGGCACUGCUAGCAGCAGGCAGAGCCUUUUGUGAAUGCUAAAGCUAGUUAACAUGGCAGAUAAAUGGUUUUUCUGUAAUGGUGGGUUGGGUUUAGCAGCGAGUACAUGAAGUUGAUUAGCAGCGCUAAGACCCUCCUCUUUGCUCUGAUUGGCUGCUUUUGGUCAGGAGCGAAUCAUUUCUUAAGACAGUAAGCUCAGGGAAGAGGUGGAUCUUUUUACAGAUUAUUUGUCUCAUACUGUCACAACAUGGUUUUAACAAAAAUGGAAAAAAAAAUUUUAAAUGAAAGUUACAGCUGCUGCAGCUUUAAUAAAAAAAAAUCACUCAGUCAGAUUAUUUCCAUCCAGAAGAAACAGAAGCUACUUUAAACCUUAAUCACUUCACAAAUUCACCCAACAGAAACAUUACGAAAUCAAUCAGAUAAAUGGUUAGCAAAGACAGUGAGGCAUCCUGGGUUCUUAGGAAUCAAACAGCAUCAGCAGCGUGAGGUGAACUGAGGACGGGCUUUCUGGUUCUGAGACAUUUAAAAGACUCUGCCGACCCGAUUGCUUCAGGCAGCUUCAGGCAAAGUUCAGCAGCUGCAGCCACAGUCGACCCGCGAGUCGGAGAACGGCGAACCGCACUCAAAAAAUCAGGUCUGAGUGGAAAAAUCUCCCAUAAUGUGGUUAAUUCUAACAUCAGGUUCUGCUGGGCCGACCUGAACGCUGUGAUGCAGAAUCCAACAUCAACAAAAGCUUUGUGAUGAGUCUGGUGGAGCUGGUUUCCACAUAACUUUAAAGAACCUGAAAAUAAUCGAAUCUAUAAAAAUAAACCAACCAGGCCUGUCAUAAUAAAAAAUUUUACUGGACGAUAAAUUACCCAGAAGUUAUCGCGAUAAAUGAUAAUAUUGCUGUUUUGAGACCAUUUUCAAGUAAUUAAAUGGUAAUAAUGGACUAAUAAUGCAAGAACCCAUUCUAAAAGGUAAAUAAAUCUAGUGAACAUUUAAUGCUGGAACUGGAAGACAUUUUAAAUAUCCAAAAUAAAUAAACAAA
Xiphophorus maculatus (southern platyfish) is the source of this 5103-nucleotide messenger RNA. It is a transcript of the gene spryd3, whose product is annotated as SPRY domain-containing protein 3-like. The transcript has 11 exons. Lineage: Eukaryota; Metazoa; Chordata; Actinopteri; Cyprinodontiformes; Poeciliidae. The record is from RefSeq and is a predicted model, not a curated record. Gene Ontology annotation, molecular function: protein binding. The coding region runs from base 1301 to 2569 and encodes 422 amino acids.